Molecule: messenger RNA, 3738 nt
Organism: Xenopus laevis (African clawed frog)
Lineage: Eukaryota; Metazoa; Chordata; Amphibia; Anura; Pipidae
Gene: fbxw10.L
Product: F-box and WD repeat domain containing 10 L homeolog
Exons: 14
Coding region: 362-3556 (1064 amino acids)
Source: RefSeq, a predicted model, not a curated record
UUCUCCUGGAGGUUCCCCCCCAUUGGAGAAGCAGUUAUAGUAACUGUUACUGGCUGUUGGAUACAGGGCUACAUUGGAAUGACAGAAAAGUGGCAUCACAUAGUUUGCCUAGAACUCUGUUCCACUUUAGAGGAAAAAAAAGAAGUGCCAGUCUAUUCAAAUACUUACCGCGCCUCUUUGGGGAGUGUGCCUGUUGUACAAUACUUGUGGUAGCUGCUUCAUCUCCUUGGAGCCCACAACAAUAGAGAGAGAGAUUUGUACAAACAUCAAUGCCUGGAAAGACUCUGUUGGUCGGGACUGUGAUUCACUAAAUGACAUGGGCUAAAUAUAUUGCUUCUAUAUAAACUGAUAUCUGUACAGGAUGGGAAUGAUGGAAGCGUCGGAGUACAGGCUGCUCAGUAGUCCAGUUCUACGCUGCGAGAACCAAUGUGCCCGGGUGCCGCUUUGCCAGUGCUGUGAGACUUGUGUUCUGAUUAGGAAGCAUGCCCUAACCAAGAAAUGGUUUGUGAGAGCCGGUGAAGCCUCCCAGAGGAAAUUCCUCUUUGGAGUAAUUAGGAGACUACAGAGUCUGGAAUUGCUGCAAUACACAGAGAAGGUGCUGCAGCCAACACUGGGCAAAGACUUCACCUAUAGCCACUCCCGUAUAAACCCCAGCCUUAGGCAAGACUCCAGCACCUUCAGCUCUAACAGAGCUCUAAACAGGCGACUCCUGCUACAAUUUAUGCUGGAGACUUGGGAAUGGCUCAAGCACGCCUCCUACUGGACCAAAGCAAAUUACACACUUCUGCUGCUGCAAAUGUGCCACCCAAACAUAGUGCACAGUGCUGCAAAUCUGAUUCAUGUCCUUAUUAUCCAGGAGAUGCAUCCCCAUACCAGGAAAGCAGUGACUCCUAUUAAUUCCAAAAAACAAGAUGGAAUGCAAGGACUGGAUCAAGCUGUGUCCUCAGAUGACCCCUCCAUCAUGAUGGUACCUACAUCAUUUAAGUCAACGUCGGGGGUCAGUAUGUACAAAGACUUCAUCUGCUGCCUGCCGGUCCAUCUGUCCAAGCGCAUUCUAGGGUUUCUAAAUAAGAAGUCUCUCUUCAGUUGCCUGUUUGUAUCCCAGCACUGGUGCUACCUGACCAAAGAAACCAUGCAGGAUCUAGAUGCUGAACGAUUAGUUCGGAAUGAAGCAAUGAUCCUCCAGGGUACAUCCUACAAAGGUGUGAGCGUCUCCUAUGCCAAAAUUCAAAAGGUUCCAGUCCCAAAAGUUGGCGAGGAUGGAAACACCAUUAACGCUGUGGAGAAGAAGUUCUACCAAGAAACAAAGACCGGAGAGAGCCUAGAAGCAGCUUAUAUUGAUAUAGAAACAAACAUGGUUCCCUUGGAAGAGAGAAACCUUUUCUGUGGAUCAUACAAUGUUCUCAUUCUAACGGGACAAGGAGACCCGCACAGAGUGAUCCACUUUGAUGGAGGGCGGCUUGUUGCUGUUGGCUCGGUGGACCGCAAAGUGAAACUGUUUGACCUAGUGGAGAUGAAGCAAGUACCCCCACUUAUUCACGGGCAUGCCGGGAGCAUCCGAAGCGUCUACCUCUGUGAGGAGAGAGGAUUUGUGUUCAGUGGGGGAUUUGACCUUAGCAUCAGGCAGUGGGACCUGGAGUCGGGAGUGUGUAUGAGAAUCUUUCAUGGCCAUAUGAAGACAAUCAUGAGUUUUGACAUACAAGAAGAUGUGUUGGUUUCUGGAGCUAAAGACUGCCACGUGAAAGUCUGGAAUAUAACAACUGGCAAGUGCUUUCGCACCUUUAAGCAUAAAGAUCCCGUUCUGUCUGUUAAAAUAAAGGACCAGUACGUGGUGAGCGGCUGUGAGAAAGGUCUUGUCAAACUAUGGCAUAUCGAUUCAGCUACAUUAAUCAAGACUCUGACAGGUCACAACGGCCCAAUAAAAUGCCUUUCCUUCAACCAAUGGCAUUUGAUAUCUGGAAGCGCUGAUGGAUACGCUAUUGCCUGGAGCAUGAUGGGAAACUUUCAGAAACGCCUUAUCACUUUCAGGCAUCCAAAGGAGGUGCUGUGUAUGGAUUUCCUUUACCUCAGAGUAAUUACAGGAUGUGCUGAUGGCAAAAUUCGGGUGUUUAAUUUCCUGAACGGAGACUGCCUAAGAGUGAUGAGGGCUAACAGCCGAGCAGAUCCGGUGAUGUCAUUAUGUAUAAGAGAUAACAGAAUGGUGAUCAAUACGCCAGCCAGUAUCAUGAUUUUCCAGUUUGAAGAGGUUUCGUGGGAUUACUCGCAGGCAUCUGAAAGAGUCGAUGUUCUGAAAGAAAGAGACAAGUUUAAGUCAGCUCCCAUGAGGGUCAGGCCGUAUAGCUAUGUGCGGGCCCAAAGGAUGAAGCGGGUGGGAUCUAGUCAUGUAAAGAUGUACCAGAAGGAAGAAGAGGAAAAUAGGGAGGGCACCAGCAGUCUGUCCCACCAUGCCAGAAGCCUGUCAGCAAAGAAUAUGAAGAGGGCGCAAGAACUUCACCUAGAAUCUCUUAAGCCAGUAACUUGGCCCGAGUUACGGAAUUUCCGGAGAAGCUUUGCCUACAUUGAUCUGCAGCCCGAGUUUUAUAAGAAGUCCCCUUCAGCCAGCAGGCCCCAAACGGCUCCAAGAAGCCCCGAGGCAAUCAGCAGGGAGAGCACAGUAACAGAACUAAAAGCAAAGGAUGAUUCUGAUGCAGAAUCUGGAUAUGGUUCACCUGGGCGCAAGUCUGUCCUCUCUGUAAGUGAGAAUGCAACUCUGGAGCGUAUAAAAAAACGCGGACCUCACUCUAUAUUGAACCCUGAUCAAAUACUUCUUAAAGUCAGCACUUUGCACAAUAUGCAGAGAUUGGAUCAGCUUGCAUCAAACUGUGAGCACAAUGCAAUGAUACGGGACGCGUGGGGUCCUCAAAUGUCCCCACAGGAGCCUCAGAAAAGAGUCUCAAAUUCCCAAAUAAAGGAAAGGAAGAAAGACAUUGCAGUCAAUUGUUUGAAACAGAUACAAUCUUCAGAAUUUUCCUCAGAGAUAAAAACCACAGUGACUCCAUUUGAGAUGAGAAAAUUGAACCUCAAACUGAAGGAAUCCUUACAUGGUUCAGAAACCCAGUCGUCUAUACCCCCUCCAAUUUUAGUACGUCCACAAACCAGCCAUCAGUACAGAGAAAAGAAGAAAUGCAUUGCUGUACACCGGAGGACAGUUUCUGCGGUGGAAGGCAGUGUAAAGCAGAUUGGAAUGUACACCAGCUAUGAGUCCAUACAACCUGUGAAAAUGAUCAUGGGGCAACAUAAGAGACCGCCUCAGAGAAAGAAAACUUCAGAGAGAGCUGUCACUGUAAAUCCCUACAGAGAAAAGAGUGGGUUCCAGCUCCUUACAGUGAAGCAGAUGAAAGACUAUGAGGUUGAAAAACUGGCUCAGUACCAGACAGCAGAGGUGCAUAUACAGGCCAAUAAAGACCAGGAGAGCAGGAAAGCAUGGCUCAUGAAAAUCAAAGGGAAAAAUAUUGAUGAUUUUACCAAAGAAGGGAAAAUUGCUGCUCCAGAGCUUGGACCCAAUGUUUUUCUUUAAUUAAAAGCAUUAUAUUAUUAUUGUGUAUUAUAUGUGUGUGGAUAAGGAUUAGGGCUAGUACGGUGCUGCAGAAAUGGCUUUAUGAUCUUGAUACAGGUAUAGGAUCCCUUAUCCGGAAACCCGAUAUCCAGAAAGCUCCGAAUUACGGAAUGGCUGUCUCCCAUAGACUCCAUUUUAUCCAA